CCCACCAUGACUACAUGUACUUUUACCAGUAUGAAACCAAUCCAGUCUGCGUUCCCUAGAACGACCACAGAACUGCCUUCCAUUUCUUCAUCCUCUUCCUCAUUGCCUCAACUGGGUGGCCAGAGCGGCUUCAGGAGAGUCUGCACCACAGAUGAACCCACUGCCUGUCCAAUCCCUGGACUGGCAGCAGGCGUGCUCGAAAUGAGAGUGAAGGAAGGGAGCAAGAUCCGAAACCUCUUGGGAUUUGUAAUGGCUCGUAUGCAGAGGGAGGAAGAGGAAGUGGAUGGGAGUCAGAUUCAGACCAUGCUGAGUGUGAAAGAGGGAGUGACAGUGGACAGGAUUCAGAUGGGGAAGAGGCAAGGAGAGGGAGUCAUGGACAUUGUCCGGAGUCAGACCCGGACCUGGCUGAGUGUGAAAGAGGGAGUGACAGUGGACAGGAUUCAGAUGGGGAAGAGGCAAGGAGAGGGAGUCAUGGACAUUGUCCGGAGUCAGACUCGGACCGGGCUGAGAGUGAGACAGGUGGUUUUCACUGGAUCAGGAAAAGGGAUCACCAAAACCAUAACAUGUGUUGAGAUCCUGAAACGGAAAGUGGGAGGACUACACCAGUUAUCCAAGCUCCACUACAAGACUGUGAGUGAGGUGUGGGAGAGUCAGGAGACUGACAUGACACCCAGGUCAAGGAUGACUGUUCAUAAGACUGUUCCUGCUAUCAGUAUCCUGCUCUCCAAACACCCAUUGGACCCAAGUGAGCCUGGGUAUCAGCCCCCAGAAACCCUGCAUGAUCCUAGCUACCAACCCCAAGGGUACCAGCCUCCUAGGUAUCAGCCCCCAGAAACCCUGCAUGAUCCUAGCUACCAACCCCAAGGGUACCAGCCUCCUAGGUAUCAGCCCCCAGAAACCCUGCAUGAUCCUAGCUACCAACCCCAAGGGUACCAGCCUCCUAGGUAUCAGCCCACAGAAACUCUGCAUGAUCCUAGCUACCAACCCCCAGGGUACCAGCCUCCUAGGUAUCAGCCCCCAGAAACCCUGCAUGAUCCUAGCUACCAACCCCCAGGGUACCAGCCUCCUAGGUAUCAGCCCCCAGAAACCCUGCAUGAUCCUAGCUACCAACCCCAAGGGUACCAGCCUCCUAGGUAUCAGCCCCCAGUGACGCUAUGUGACAGUGUGAAAAUUCAACCUCGACCACAGCUUGAACUCCGCAAAACACAACUGUUGUCAAUACCACUGACCCAGAAAAGCCAAAGCACUUUUUGGUUCCAGAAUGCCGGUACCUCUAGGUCUCAGGAGGGCAGUAGAGAUGCACAGAGCUGUACGCCACACCUGUAUGCCGCCUCGGAGAAAGAGAGGAAAACAGCAGGAGGAGAGAUACUCUACAGUCCUUGUUCAUACAUAUUGCCUGGUCCUGAAGCCAAGAGAACCUGUAUGGAGAACCACCUGUUCCCCUCGACUCCCUCAACUUGAAAGAAACUUGAGUUCCAUCUACUCUGUGCUCCUGUUAGACACAACAGAGAAAGAGGAAAGUGAGGAGACAACUGGAAGAGAUUGCUUUUGAGUAAAAGUUUAGGCUCUAGAAUAGAUUUAGGCUCUAGAAUAGAUUUAGGCUCUAGAAUAGAUUAUAAAAGGUGUAGUGGGUUAGGAACAACUAGUAAACCCCUACUUUUUCAAAUUAUACUUCAGUAGUUUGGAAAAAUGUCUCAUAAAAGUAUGCUAAAAUGCUAAAUAAAUGUAAUGUAUGUUAUGAUAACGUGCAACCCCCCACCCCCUUGUGCAUGCUCAUGGUUAGGUCUUCAGCUGCUAGCUAACGUCCUUGAAGUCGUCACUAGUUACCACAGCCACAAAGUCAUAAACCUCGCCCAUUU
Messenger RNA from Oncorhynchus keta (chum salmon), 1859 nucleotides. RefSeq names its product adhesive plaque matrix protein-like. The record is from RefSeq and is a predicted model, not a curated record. Gene Ontology annotation, biological process: tRNA 5'-leader removal. Lineage: Eukaryota; Metazoa; Chordata; Actinopteri; Salmoniformes; Salmonidae. The transcript has a single exon. The coding region runs from base 7 to 1461 and encodes 484 amino acids. Gene Ontology annotation, cellular component: ribonuclease MRP complex. Gene Ontology annotation, molecular function: RNA binding.